ACUCGCCCAGUCUCGCGUAAGCAACUUCCCAUUGUUUCGCUGCGCACCCACGCCUGUUGCUGCGCGACCCUACCUUCGCACACGAGCAACCGAGCCUUGCGGCCAGCAACCGCACCAACCAAAUCACAGUUGCACCAAGAGGCGGUGGGCGAGUCAAGUGUGCGGUGUGUGAAGAAGGCAAACUGCGCCACCCCCAGUGAUCGGCGACCACACACACACCCCACCACAUCAAGCAACGAGACUCGCAAGCAGCUCUUGUUGCCUGCCACAAGGUCCAAUACAAGUGAUACAAGCGAUCCCCCCCCCCCACACACACACACACGCACACAGGGUGGAUACACAGACACACACACACACACACACACAGCCACGCAAACAAAACACACAACCAAACGGUGCGCGUGAGUGUGUGAGUGUGAGUGUGAGUGUGUGAUCGGCCCCCACAGCACUCGCUGCACCACGUCCCUGAUAAAACACAAGAAGCCAGGUCGCCACCAUGGCUUCCCAACCACAGCCACAGCCACAGCAGCAGCAGCAGCAGCAGCUGAGUGGCGAACCCCCUGCGCACAUUCGAGAGAUCUUCGAAGCAGUGGACAGCGACAACUCCGGGUAUCUGGACCAUGAGGAACUCGACGCCGUCCUCAAACAGAUGGGCCUCGACAACGACGCUGAACGCAAAGCAAAGCUGGAGCACCUGCUGGUGGAGCUGGACCCAGACGGCGAUGGCCACAUCACCCCGCAGGAGUUUUGGCAGGGAGCGCAUUUGCUUGGGCUGGCGCAGGUGCACGAGGACCGCAGCCGCCUCCUCAUUCGCGCGUGCGCCGUCUUCGACGAGAUUGAUCGCGAUGGCGACAAUGAACUCAACCGCUCGGAGCUCACGCAGGUGGCCAUGAAGCUGGGCGUCCUGCAGUCUGACAUUGAGGACGUGGUUGAUGCCCUCAUGGCAGUGCUGGACGCUGACGGCGACGGCACAGUCACGCGCGAUGAGUUUAUGGAGGCCGUCAAGCACGGGCACCUGGACAACCUGCUCGAGUCUGCAGAGGCGCAGUCCCAGGACACCUUUGCGACAUAUACAGAGCACGAGCGCCACGCCGACAGCCCUGACGACGACAACGAUGCCGAGCAGAGGUUUGCACGUUUGCGCCGGAACGGGCUGGCUGCGUCCACGCGCGAGUUACCGCCGCGCACGGAGAAGACGAUGCUGAUAUCCGACGAGAAGUACCAGUACCUGUGGGACCUCUUCUGCGUUGCCGACGACGACUGCAGCGGGAAGAUCAACGAGGACGAGCUGUUUGACCUUCUCAAUGACGAGUCGCUCUUUGGCAAGAAACGCAUCACCCGAAACCUCAUCACAAGCGUCAUGAAGUCCAUCGAUGAAAACAACGAUGACACGCUCGACUUUGAGGAGUUUUGCGUGGCGUUUGACCAGCUGUUUGAAGACGACCGCACCAAGUCCAACAAAGGCAUCCUUGGCGCAGAGAACGAGGCCCUGAUCCAGGAAAACUCGCGGCUCACCACCGAGCUGCAGCAGUGUCAGGAAGAGGUGCGCAUGCUCUCUGCAAACCGCACCGCAAACGCAACGUCAGAGGCCCUCGAGCAGGAGCUGCGCCAACUCCAGGAUGACAACGAUGCAAAGGACGAGCAGAUCCGGCUGCUGAUGGAGAACAAGGCUGCUCAUGAGGAGCGCAUGAAGGACGCACGUGAACGCAUCGAAUCCCUCGAGAAAUCCUUGGAAGAGAGCGAUGCAGAGAUGCAGCGCCUGAAAGACCGCUACCGCAGCGGGCUGCCUGCGGACGGCGACGAGUUUGCAGAGCGGCCGCUGCGGGAGGAAAUUGAGCAGCUGAAGCGCGAGCUGGUCACGCAGUCCGAGCACCACCGCGAGGAGCUUGCACUGUACCUGCAGCAGAUAGCGGUGGCGGAGAUGCAGCUGGAGGAAGCCGGCCGCGACCUCGUGCGCAUCCCAGAGCUGCAGGACGAGGUGACGUUCCUCUCGCAGCUGUCGGACGAGCUGCGCUCUGAACUGCAAUCCUUUGUGGGGUCGCGCCGCCCGGCAGCGGGCGAAGGUGCCGGCAACGCUAACCUGCACGUGGAGGUGACAUCGCUCGAGGAGGCAACGCUCCAGCUCAGGGAGCUCACCGUGCAGAAGCGCGACGUGGAGAACAGGUUCCACGCGCACAUGGGCCGGUCGCAGCAGGUGCGGGCAGCGCUUGAGAGCCGCAACAAGCAGCUGACAGAGCAGGUGGCGGAGCUGCAGGAGACAAUUGAGCAGCUCAAGGCCGGCACGCAGGAGCUCUUCCAGAAGCAGGCUGCCGACUACGAGGCCAAGCUGGAGGCCAUGGAGGCAGACCUGAUUGAGGCGCGCGACGCGCAGCGCAAGUGGGAGGAGUACCAGGCCAAUGACAGCGUGCGCGCGCGCGUGGCCGACGCCCGCCUCCGCCUCAAGUCCGGCAGCGAGCUUGCAGAGCAGCUGCGGGAGACGCAGCGGCAGCUGGAUGAGGCGCAGUCGCAGGUGGCGCAGGCCGAGGGCGAGCUCGACGCGUUCAAGCGCAAGACCGCAGAGAUGUGGCAGCUGCACCAGGAGACGCACGCCGAGCAGAUUGCAGAGGCAACGGCGCAGGCAGACAUGCUGCGGGGCGAGCUGGACAAGGCAAAGAUGGCGCUGAAGAACGGCACGGAGGAAGGCAGCGGCGGCGACGAGCGCGUGGCGCAGCUUGAGCAGCAGCUGGCCGAGCUGCAGACGGUUGCGUCCAAGGCCAACCAGGAGCGCCUGCACGAGCUGGAGGCGCAGGUGCAGCAGGUGCGCGCAGACACCAUCACAGAACUCACGGCGCGGCACAAGCAGGACAUGGACAGGGCGGCGGCAGACGCACAGGCGCGCGAGCGGGAGCUGCAGGACGAGCUGGACCGCAUGCAGCAGGAAGGCAACGACGAGCUGCAGGCGCUGGCAGAGAAACUGGCCCAGGCGGAGCACAACCUCAAGGACAAGAAGGCGUCGCUCGAGGCGGCCGAGGACAAGAUGUCGCAGCUGGAGAAGAAGCACGCAGAGGCACUGGCCCGCGCGCGCCAGCAAGGCAUUGACGCAGAGACGGAGGCGCUCACCCUGCGGGAGCAGCUGGCAAAGGCAAACGCCGCGCACUCGGAUGUGGAGAAGCUGCAGGCGGAAAUUGCCGAGAAGGACGAGGAGCGCACGCGGCUGCUGGAGGCGAUGGAUGGCAUGAACACACGCAUCGAGCAGCUGGAGCAGGAGGCCCGCGCAAAGAACACAGAGGCAGAGGCGCGCGUGGCAGAGGCCAGGCAGCAGCUGCAGGCCAAGCAGCAGGAGGUGGAUGCCCUCAACACCACCAUCGCAGACCUGCGGCGCCAGCUGGAAGAGGCGCAGGCCGACCACGCCCGGACGUGCGAGGAGUACGAGGCCACCAUCUCCAAGCUGCAGCAGCGGCUGGCAGACGGGGAGGAUUCCCUCAGCGCCAUGACGCAGGAGCGCGAGCGCGCCAUGGCGUCGUCCAGUGACGAGGUGGUGCAGCUGCAGGAGGCUAUCUCCAAGCUGCGCACCGCGCACGCCCAGCGGGAGCAGGACCUUGCUGCCGAGCUGCAGCAGAAGGAGGCGGAGAUUGCCGCUGCCCGGAGCGCGGCCGCUGGCGACGUGGAGCGGGCGCAGGCCGAGGUGGACGCGCUGCAGGACGCGCUCACAGCGGCAAAGCAGGCACGCGCACGGGCGCUGCAGGACUUCCAGCAGGCGCUCGCUGCCAAGCAGAAGGACCUGGAGGCAGCGCAGGCCGCCAAGGAGGAGGCCGUGGCCGCCCUCACAGCACAGGUGGAGGACGCCACCCGCAAGCUGGAACAGGCCCAGCACCAGCACGAGGCGGAGCAGAGCGCACUGCAGGAGGAGCUCACCGCGGCCAAGCAGGACGCGGCGCAGCGGGCGCAGGAGCACGCCGAGGCCGAGGCAGAGCUGCAGGCGCGCGUGCAGGCGCUGGAGAACCAAAUGACGACGUCCGCCCGCGAGGCAGCCGACCGCGCCCGGGCCACGCAGACGCAGCUGGAGCAGCAGGUGCAGGACCUGCGGGCCGCAAAGGACGCCGCCGAGGCAGAGGUAGAGCGGCUCACGAACGCCCUGCAGGCGCAGCAGGCCGCAGCGCGCACGCGUGAGCAGGAGUUGCAAGGCAACGUGCAGGCUCUACGGGAGGACCUGGCCAACAAGCAGCACGAGCUGGAGGAAGCGGCGACAGCGCGGCAGCGGCAGCAGCGCGACGCAGAGACGGCCGCGCGCGAGCUGGAGCUGCGGGUGCAGCAGCUGGGCAAGCGCAACGCUGUGCUGCAGGACGAGGUGGACAAGCUGACGGCGAUGGACCGAGCGGCAGUUACGCGGGCGAGCCCCUCUGUACGGCCCGACAGCGACGAGGCCCUGCAGCAGCUGCAGGUGCAGGUGCAGGACCUGCGCAAGCAGCUGGCAAGCACGCAGGCGAAGAUGCGACAGCAGGACGAGGAGCACGAGAUGCGCGCCAAGGAGCUGCAGGCGCUGUUCGAGUCUGAGCGGAUGGAUUUCGACCUGCGGCUGCGCGACGAGCGCGCACGUACGCAGCUGGCGCAGAACGAAGCAGCAACCCUGCAGGGCAACAAGGACACCGUCGUGGCUGACCUCCGCGCCAGGCUGGCUGCCAAGACGCGGCAGCUGGAGGAGGCGGCAGCGGCCCACGCGCAGACCGUGGGAGAGGCGCGGCGGGAGCUGGCCACGCUGCAGAAGCAGCACGCCGCCCUGCAGCACGAGUACGAGCAGUCGCAGCACUCUGCGGCCGUGGUUGAGGACGUGGACCGGGCCCGCGCCUCGCAGGAGGUGCAGGAGUUGCAGCAGCAAGUGCGAGCGCUGCGCGCAAAGGUGGCCGCUGCGGAGACCACGGCCAAGCAGCACGACGCCGACGUUGCGCGCCUGCGCCAGGAGUACGAGGCAAAGCUGCGGGAGCAGCUGUCCCUGGUGGAGUCCAAGCACGUUGCUGCGGCGGAGCAGGCGUAUGCGCGCGUGCGGCAGCUUGAGGACGACGUGACUGCCGCGCAGGAGGCGCGCCGCAAGGCCGCAGAGCAGUUUGCGCAGCAGCUGGAGGCCAAGGACGCGCACAUGCAAGACACCGUCGAGGCGUUGGAGGCGAACGUCAGCGCGCAGCGGGCACGGGCAGACAAGCUUGAGGCCGAGAUGGACAGGCUGCGGCGUGAUGCGGCGGCUGCGGCGGCCCGCCUUGCAGACGCGCGCCAGGGGCACGAGGAGCAAGUGGCGCUGCUGCGCGCGGAGUACGAGACGAAGCUGGCGCAGGCCGCAGACACCCUGGCCACCGCGGAGCGCGAGAAGGGCGCGUCACCGCAGGAGGUGGGUGCGCUGCGGCAGCAGCUGCUGGCCAAGCUCGAGGAGCAGCAGGCGCUGUUUGAGGCGGAGCGCAGCUCUCUGCGGGAGCACGUGCGCGAGCUGGCGGAGGAGCGAGACGCCCUGCAGCAGCAGCUGGCAGACACGACGGCGAACCUGCAAGGGGAGGUUGACCGGCUGGGCUUUGAGCACCGCAGCCAGGCACAACGCACGCUGGCUGCAGAGGCGGAGCGCGAUGGUGUGGCUGCCCAGGCAGAGCGGUACAAGGCGCAGCUGGCCGAGCAGGAGACUGCAAUGCAGGCGCUGGAGCUGGAGCGCGAUCGCAUGCGGGAGCAGCUGCGCACGGCCAGCCAGCACCUGUCGGACGACGAGCGCGUGCAGUACGAGCAAGAGCUGCAGCUGCUGCGCGCCAAGGUGAACGAGCAGGAGAUGCUGCUGUCCUCAGCCACGUCCGAGGCAGACCGUCUGUCCGCAGACACGCUCACGCGCCUGCGGGAGAAGGAUGCGCUGUUCCAGGGCGAGCGGCGCGACGCAGAGGUGCGCCUGAAGCGCCUGCGCACCGAGCUCGCAGACGCACAGGCGGCGAUGCAGCGGCUGACGGCGAGCAAGCAAGCGGCGGACCGAGAACUGGAGGCCCUCCGCAUGCAGCUGAGCCAGGCCGCGGCUGCUCGCCAGGAUGCGGCGCGUGCGUUUGAGUCUCGCAUUGCGCACCUGGACACGCAGCUCGCACACGUGCGGGAUGAGAAGGCUGAGCUGGCACAGGCUGUGGCACAGCUCAGGGCCGGCGACCCAGACGCGAUGGCAUCGCUGCAGGUGCAGCACGCCAAGCAGACGGACGAACUGUCCGAUCGCGUGCAGACGCUGAGCGCCAAGGCGCGGGCGCUUGAGACGGAGCGGGUGGCGCUCGCCUCCGAGCUGGAGUCGCAGCGGCAGCAUGCUGCGGCGCAGAAGGCCACGCUUGAGCAGCAGCUACAAGGCACGAUGGAGGAGCUGACACACCUGCGGGACCAGAUGACCGCCAUGGACGAGGAGCGUGCUGCGGCGAUGGGCGCCGUCAAGGGCGAGCACGAGCACGCUGUCGUGCAGAUGCAGGGCGCACUCAAGGACAAGGAGGCAGAGGUGUCGUCGCUGCUGCAGCAAUUGCGGGCGAAGGAGUCUGAGCUGGAGGCGGCGCAGGCAGAGGGCGCGGCGGCAGCAAGCCGCGCAGACGCAAAGGUGCGCAGUCUCCAAGAUGAGCUGGCCCGUGAGCAGAGCGAGCGUGCACUGCGGGACCUGGACGUCAAGGCGGCGCGCGAUGACUUGGAGCGGCAGAAGCAGCAGCACGACGCAACGGUGGCUGACCUGCGAGAGCAAGUGACCACAAAGGAGGCUGAGCUUGCGGCGCUGCGUGCGGCCCACCGCGGCGACCAGGACACCUUGCUCAAGGCCACCGAGGAGCGCGUGCAGCGGCUGCAAACCGAGCUGGCAGCUGCGCGCGAAGGCAGGGACGCACUCGUGCGCGACUUCCAGGAGAAGGUGGCGCAGAACAGGCAGCGGCUGACCGAACUCCUGCAGGAGAAGGACGCGCAGCUGCGCACGCUGCAGGACCGCAUGCACGAGCUGUCUCUGGUCAACAGCAAACUCGUCUCGGACAAGGCGCGCCUGCUGGAUGACUUGACAGCCAAGCCCGCGGCCGUUUCGCGUAGCGGCACAGGCAGCCGUACCUGGACCCCCGUCAAGGCAGCGCCGCCGCCAACAGCAGAGAAACAGCAACGACAAGGACAAGGGCAAGAAGGUGAGGCUGAGACCCAAGGUGAAGAAGCAAGAGCAGGCGAUUCCGUCCGCUCGUCUUCAUCCAUGUCAUCCCCUGAGACGGAACGCGACGGGCACACGGCGCUGGGAGAAGACGAUAGCGAGGCACAGGAGGUUGCCGGUGCGUUUGUGGCCGUGUAUGCCAGCGGCCGCAGCAGUGGCGGCGCCGAUGCGUCAUCGCGUGCGCAACAGCUGCAGUGGGAGGUGCAGCGGCAGCGGGCCACUGUGACGCGGCUCGAGGCCGAGAACAGGCGGCUGGAUGCGCUGCUGCGCGAGAGCGAGGUGCUGGGCCAGCAGAGCAUGCGCUCCGACGCAUCGCAGCGGCACAGCCUGGAGGCGACGGUGUCACGCCUCAAGGACGAGCUUGCACGCGUCGUUGACGACAAGGCCGCGAGCGCAGCUCGGUUUGAGCAGCACGCGCGCGAGCAGCAGGAGCGCAUUGCCACCAUGGCGGACGCGCAGGCGAAGACGCGCAAGAAACUGCACGACGUGAAGCUGGAGCUGGCUGCAGCACAGGAGAGACUGCGCCAACAGCAGCAACAGCUGCUGCAAGCAGAAGGGGAUGGGACCAAGGCUGAGAAGGAGCACGGGCAGGAGUUGCAGGGCGACGACGCACACGAGGUUGCGCAACUGCAGGCCACGGUGCUGCACUUGGAGGGCGAACUGACGGCACGAGACGGCCGCAUCGACGCGCUCAGCGCACAGGUGAGUGCGGCGCAGCUGCUGCUGGAGGAAACCAAGUCCGAUGCAAGCGCACGCACGGCUGAGCUGACGGCGCGUGCCGAGCAAGCGGAGCGGGCGGCGGCAUCUGCGCAGGAGUCGUGGCGGUCGCAGGCGGCGGCGUACCAGGAGAAGCUGGGCGACAAGCAGGCUGAGGUGGAGACGAAGGAAGCCACCAUCCGCCGCCUCAAUUCGGAGAUUGAGCGCUUGCUUGGGCGCGUGGCGGCCCUCAAGGAAAACGCCGACGUGCUUGCGGCAGAUCGCCUGCAGGGGACGCCCGCACGAGGCGCAGCGUCAUCCCCAGCAGCCCCUUCCGCUGCCACUGCCACGGCUGACCUCGACAAACUGCAUGAGAUGCGGCGGCAGCGCGAUGCUGCGAGCAGACGGGCGGACGCGCUGGAGAAGGAGCUGACGGCGGUGUCGCGGCAGCUGGCGCAGGCGAGGGCAAGGGCUGCAGCAGAUGGCAUUGGCGCGAGCAACGCGCACGGUGCUGUGGAGGCGCAUAUGCAGAAGCUGGGGGAAGAGCUGGGCAGGGUGCGGGAGGAGCGCGACGCAGCAGCAAACGCGUUUGAGGCCAAGCUGGACGCAGCAGCGCAAGCGACGGAGGCGAAGGAGCAAGAGGUGGCGGCGCUGCGGGCGCAGGUGGAGCGGUUGAACGCAGAGGUGUCACGGAUGGCGGCGGCCAUGGCUGAGGGCGAUGCGGACAAGGCGGCAGCGCAGGAGCUGGAGCGACUGGCAACGGCACUUGCUGCAGCAGAGGGCGCGCUGGCGCAGGCCGAGACAGAGAACGAAGCCUUGGCUGCACGCCUGCGCAACGUGGAGCCAAAGGCAAACGAGGCCGUGCGGGUGCAGGGCGACCUGCAACGCGCACUGAGCGAGCGCCUGGAGGCGGCGCAGGCGUUCAAGGCGAGCGUGCACGACCUGGAGAAGCGGCUGGACCGCGCGCUCGGGGAGAACAAGCAGCUACUUGCUGAGCUGGGCCGCCGUGCGCCUUCUGAGCAGCAGCAACCGGAGGAGGAGGAGGGCACGUCGAGCGCGAAGCUGAAGCGCCCGCAGCGCAUGAGCUUUGGGCAGGAGGGCAUGAUGCGAUCGCCGUCCGCCGCCAGCAGCACGGGCGCAGACUUCCGCCUCGGCAGCAGCGUGCCGUCGGAGAGGAACGCGUAUGAUGGCGCCGAGAUGGCCAAGGCAGACGCACUGCUGCAUGGCGCCGCGGCGGCAGAGGACGCCAUGUCCGCAGCGAGCCGAGCCUUGUCGGAGACGGGCAGUGCCACGGGCGACAGCGCGGGCCACACCCUGGUCCUGCUCCGCACGGAGAACGCCAAGCUGCGGGGCCGCGUGGCCGAGCUUGAAGCGGAGCUCGCAGUCCGCCGCGCUGGCGGUGCCGCCUCAACGGACGCCGGCAUCAAUGGCACGGCGCCAGCAGCAGCGGCAGCAAGGGGAGGGCACCAGCCGUACUCGCGGGUGCGCCAGCUGCAGCUUGAGUUGCAACGUGUGCUGCGUGAGCGCGCGGACGUGGUUGAGGACUUUGAGCAGCGGCUGCGGGCGAUGGAGCUGCGGGCCCAGGAUGCGGCCGCUGCGCGGGAAAAGCUUGCGCGUCAGCUGAUUACGCUGUCGCAGAGUGACCGCCGGCCAAGCGCAUCCAACGCGAGCAAGCCGCACUCGCCCCCACACAACAACACGAACAUGCGCGCGGAGCUGUCGUCGUUGCAGCGGGAGAACAUUGCCUUGCAUCAGGAGGUGCAACGGCUGCGCACGCUCGCACACGGCCGCGCAGCCCAGCCGCACACGCCGCACACGCCACAGACGCCGAGCACGGGGUCAUUUGCGUAUCGGGAUGGCGGCGUGAGCAAAUCGGGUGCCAUGCAGCGCAUUGGUCAGCUCGAGCAGGAGCUGGACCGCAUGCAGAAGGAGCGGCAGAUGCGGCAACAGGGCGCCUUCACGUCGCACGGCCACCAGCAGCAGCAGCCGCCGCAGCAGCGCCGGGGUGGCAGUAUCGGUGCCGGCUAUGCAUAUGGCGGAAUGGUGGCGUCGUCUGUGAGCUCUGUCACAAGCACCGGUGGCCGGGCAGCCAAGUCACGCGCCACAGCAUGGGUUGCUGCUGAGCGGAGUGGCAGCUCCCGCACCUGGGCAGUACGCCCUGGUGCAUAACUCAGAAUCACCACAUCCACCGUUGCUGCUGCUCUCUGUAGUGUUGCACUGUCUGUGUUGACGAAUGGUUUGUUGCUGGCGCUUGGUUGCUGGCUUUCUUGGGUUCUUGCCUGAUGGUUGAGCUGUAUACAGUGAUACGAUGACAGUUGCUGCUUGUCCCUGCCUUCCUUCCUUGAUUGGUUUGUUUUGUUUUGUUUUGAAUUCACCACGUGGUCGGAGCAUCUCACUCGAUGCGCUUGCUGAUGCUUUUCAAUGUUGUACAUUGCCACUGUGACGAAAGUGUCGCCCUUUCCAUCAUUUUUGUUUAUGUUAUCUGCUCAUACACGCUGAUGAAUCAGG
This is a messenger RNA of Salpingoeca rosetta, 10351 nucleotides long. RefSeq lists its product as uncharacterized. NCBI's taxonomy places the organism in Eukaryota, Choanoflagellata, Craspedida, Salpingoecidae. Bases 497 to 10012 code for a protein of 3171 amino acids. Gene Ontology annotation, molecular function: calcium ion binding. The transcript has 7 exons. The record is from RefSeq and is a predicted model, not a curated record.